Molecule: messenger RNA, 1499 nt
Organism: Oryzias latipes (Japanese medaka)
Lineage: Eukaryota; Metazoa; Chordata; Actinopteri; Beloniformes; Adrianichthyidae
Product: beta-2-glycoprotein 1
Source: RefSeq, a predicted model, not a curated record
CACAAUAACACAACAGAUUUGUGUUGUCCCCUUUCCCAUCCAGACACUGAGUAGACCUCAAGAAGAUGGCUGCAACUCUGGCUCUGCUUUUUCUCAGCCAAGCACUUUUAUACACAACUGUAACAUCUGCAAGUGUCUGUGGCCGGCCACGUGUCGCUGAGGGGAUCGAUGUCACCGUGAUGAAGCGUGUGUUUGAAGCUGGAGAGGAGGUGACCCUCAAAUGCGAGCAGGGUUACCUGCCUUCAUCUAUGGGAACCGCCAGAAUAAGAUGCACUUCAACUGGGCAGUGGACGGAGUCGAACCUGGCGUGUUCUCCCAAGAUGUGCCCCAUUCCUGAACAACUCCAGCCCUUUGCAAAGGGAAGGACAGAGGCCCCCUUCAGGAGUGUGCUCAACUUCUCAUGUGAUGACGGAUACGUCUUAAUAGGAGCCAAUGGAAGCAGCUGUUUGCACGAUAGCAGCUGGAGUCAUCCUCCACCCAUCUGCAAAGCUGUGAACUGCCCUCUGCCGAAUCCUCCCAGAGAUGGUCGAGUAGUUCACGGCAGGCCAGUCACAGGAACGAAGACCAUGUAUGGACAGGAAUGGACGUACGAGUGUAAUCCCCCAAAAGCACCAAGUCACGAGAAGGGAUUCUGUAAUGCUGAUGGAACUACGACUGAACCACCUGUUUGUCGAGAGGUGAGCUGCUCCAUCCCAACUAAUAUACCAAACGGCUUUAUCACAUUUGCUGUAAUGAGGCCACACGCCUACAAGGAGAAGGUUAAGUACGCCUGUAAUGAGCACUACAAACUAGAGGGCCAGGCUGAGAUACAGUGCCAAAACACAGGAAACUGGUCGUCGAAGCCCAUCUGCAGAGCUCCCUGCACAGUUGGCAUAAAAAGGGGUCGUAUCUUCUACAAUGCCAGAAAAAUCUGGAUUGAGGACCUGAAACCAAACAGGGUUUUGCAUGGAGAAAUUGUCGUCUUUUAUUGUCUGAACAGAGACGAGAAGUGCGGCUAUCCUGUGUCCAGCACCUGCAAUGAUGGAACCCUCCCAAUCCCUGAAUGCUUUGAAGAACCUGGAAAAGUAGAGUAUAACUUGAAGUCUAAAUCCCUACCGUCAGAAAUCCGAAUGUGUGCUGCCUCGCCGUCUGAAAGAGCGACAAGACCAGCAUGAGCUCACAGAGAAACAUGUGGUGUGCCAAGAAGAUGUAUUUCUUUCAUUUACAGUGACAAUAUAGAAGAAUUGGUUGUGAUCCAAUAAUCAAAAGGUAUUAAAUAAAGUGCUAAAGCUGUAUUCAAAAUGAAAACUAAGAACUAUUAAAAUAAUAGUGAGUUGACUGCAGAAAUGUGACCUAGAAGGUUGCUUUGGCUUCACGUUUGUGGACUGUGUUGAUCUGUAUGUUGACCAUCUGAUGUGACACUAAAACAAACAUAUUGUAUUCACAAUUAAUAAAGAACCCUGAGGUUUUGGGUGUUUCUGAUCUAUGAAUUCAGAAACUUUCCCAAAAGCAAAAAUAGA